GAGGCUUUUGUGCAUAUUAUCUCCUGGGUUAAAUUCUAAUAGUCAAACAAUUCAUUUUCUCUAUAUUUUUUGUUUGAGGUAAAGUGUUGUCAACUAUUGUAAUAUUCUAUUUCACUAAGAUUUGCUAGGACAUAUUCAGCAACCAUUUUUCUCUUGAAUAGCUCAGGAAGAAAGUGAUCUUCCAUAACAUAUAGCAAAUCAAUAGAAUGGGAGGCAAUUCACCAGAGAGGAAACCUGGUUGUGGCUUGAUGACAGCAGUAUUUGGGCGAAAUAAUCCAUGGUCACGAAAAUCAGUCUCUGCAGGUUCUUCUCCCGUAGCCAACAAUUUUGAAAAACCACCAAACAUUCAAGAUUCAAAACGGAGACAUAGAGGCUCUAAUGAUUUUGUUUCAAUUAGAGAAUCUUCAUAUAACAAUGAUGUUACAAACUACUCAUCUUGUUAUUCUGUCUCCAAUCCUCAAAAGCCAACCCAUGUUGUAAGCCAAAGGAAGCCACAAAAUCGUAAUGAAACAAUGGGAAGAGGCCCUUCACCUUCACCUACUCAGGGCUAUGUCAACCAAGGCAAAAGGGUACCAAAAGAAGCUGUUGGAAUCUCUGGUGAACUUGAAAGCAUGAUCAAUGAACACCUAAAGUCCAAAGGAAGUAGUACCCUUGGCAAUUUAGGUAACCUUAGGCAAGGAGCAGGACCAAAUUACAAUGCUUACAGUGAAAUGGAUUACUGUGUUAGUAAUAAUGUUGCUAGUGGAGGAUACACAAAUCAAACCAUGGGACGUGAAUACGAUAAAAUUAGUUAUGGCAAAGAAGCUAAACCAAGCAAGGAACAAUCAGGUUCACUGUGUAGGGCUGUGUCUACUCGAAUGGAUCCCGAACAAUUGAAGAUAAUGGGCAAUGAGGAUUACAAGAAUGGAAGGUUUGCAGAGGCAUUGGCUUUGUAUGAUGCCGCCAUCGCAAUUGACCCGAAUAAGGCUUCUUAUAGGAGCAACAGAAGUGCUGCAUUAACUGCUCUUGGUAGGCUUUUGGAGGCUGUUUUUGAAUGUAGAGAAGCUAUUCGAAUUGAGUCUCAUUACCAAAGAGCCCAUCAUCGGUUGGGAAAUUUGCACUUAAGAUUAGGAGAAACAGAUAAAGCUUUGUAUCAUUAUAAACAAGCAGGACCAGAUGCUGAUCCAGAUGAGAUUGCUAAAGCAAAGACUCUCCAAGUAUAUCUAAACAAAUGCACCGAGGCUCGUAGGUUCGGUGAUUGGAUCACACUUAUAACCACAACCAACAAUGCUAUAUCAUCUGGUGCAGACUCUGCUCCACAAAUAUAUGCAUUACAAGCCGAAGCCUUGCUAAAACUUCGUAGACAUCAAGAUGCAGACAAAGUAAUGUCAAGGUGCCCUAAAUUUGAUGUUGAUGAGUGUACCAAGUUCUUUGGACCUAUUGGUAAUGCAAAUUUGUUGGUGACACAGGCUCAAGUUGAUUUAGUUGCUGGCAGAUUUGAAGAUGCUUUGGAGGCAGCACAAAAAGCAACUAGGUUGGAUUCUAAUAGUAAGGAGGCAAAUAAGGUGAUGAGAAAGGCUCGAGCUGUCACAAGUGCUCGUGCAAAGGGAAAUGAGCUUUUCAAGGCAUCAAAAUUUCAUGAGGCUUGCAUUGCCUAUGGAGAAGGCCUUGAUUAUGAUCCAUACAACUCCGUUUUACUAUGCAACAGAGCUGCUUGUAGAUCAAAACUAGGCCAAUUUGAUAAAGCAAUAGAUGAUUGCAAUACUGCCCUUAACUUACGCCCAUCUUACAGCAAGGUCAGGUUGAGAAGAGCCGAUUGUAAUGCUAAGUUGGAAAGAUGGGAAGCUUCAAUACAGGACUAUGAAAUUUUACUAAAAGAGACACCAGAAGAUGAGGAAGUAAAGCGAGCAUUGCUGGAGGCCCAAGCACAGCUUCAAAAACAGGCAAAGUGAUGAAAGAACUUAAGGGCAUGAAGUAUUGUAAAAGUGAUUCAUAGUUAGAGGGGAGGAAAUUAGAAAUGUAGAAGAUGAAGCUAAGACAUGGAACAAGCAUCAUGUGUCAGUGUGACAAGUGUCAGAUUGGAGAAAAAAUGCCUUUUCUCUUCGUUACCAAAGGCCAAUUUUAAUUUCUUUUCUUCUCUUGGGAGAAAUUGUACAAAUCUCAACGACGCUUUCUUGAUAC
This is a messenger RNA of Glycine soja, 2160 nucleotides long. Its product is annotated as inactive TPR repeat-containing thioredoxin TTL3-like. The record is from RefSeq and is a predicted model, not a curated record. Gene Ontology annotation, cellular component: cytoplasm. Bases 207 to 1931 code for a protein of 574 amino acids. Gene Ontology annotation, molecular function: protein binding. NCBI's taxonomy places the organism in Eukaryota, Viridiplantae, Streptophyta, Magnoliopsida, Fabales, Fabaceae. The transcript is spliced from 5 exons.